Messenger RNA from Arxiozyma heterogenica, 1872 nucleotides. RefSeq lists its product as uncharacterized. The coding region runs from base 1 to 1872 and encodes 623 amino acids. Gene Ontology annotation, molecular function: zinc ion binding. The transcript has a single exon. Lineage: Eukaryota; Fungi; Ascomycota; Saccharomycetes; Saccharomycetales; Saccharomycetaceae. The record is from RefSeq and is a predicted model, not a curated record.
AUGAAUACAGCACAUACAAAUACCAAGAGAUCACUUAAAAAAAUCCUAGAUUCUGCAUAUGUAGAGAAUAGUGAUGAAGAAGAUCAAGAAAUUAUUUCUGAUACAAACAUAGAACAAGAUUAUCAAGGUGAAGACGAAGACAUAGAUCCAUCACUUUGCAUUGAAUGUAAGGAUAUGAAGACAGAGAUCAUAUGUAAUGAUUGUGAUGAACAAUUUUGUGUAGUCUGUUUUGAAAUGAUUCAUAGAGGCGGUAAAAGAAAAUUUCAUGAAUAUAUUAAAUUGACUAAAGAUGAAAACAAUAAUGCCAGUGAAUCAUCGACUGGGGAUGUGCUUAAAAAUUCUGAUGAUGUUAAUAUAAAUAAUGAUAAUACAAAUAAUUUUCAGGAAAAUAUACCAUCAAAAAAAGCAUCACCUUUUAAUGAUAAUAUGACUAAUGAAAAUUCUAUAAAUAAUAAAUUAUUGCAGAUUUUAAAAACCAAUGCUGAGUUUAUUCCUUUAAGAUUGACUUAUGAAGAAAGACAUUUGUUAAGAUUGUUAGAAGCUGCAUUACAGGUUUCUGAAUAUACAGAUAGAGUAGAUAUACUCUCAUAUAAAUCAAAAACGAAAAGAAUUGUGGAACAAUUAAAGGAGAUUUGUUCAGUACUAACUGGUCUAGUAAUUGCUUCUGAUUUGAAAGUUGGUAAAAAACUUUUAGAAUUGAAAAAUUUUAGUGACAAUGCUAAAUGGUUCCAAGAUGUAUUUGAGAUUGGUAGAAGAUACAAGAUCAUGAAUCCAGAAAGAAUGAGAGAUACAUAUGGGAAAUUAUGUUAUAUGGUUAUGGAUUCACGUUUACCCCAAAUUGAAGAAUAUAUGGAGUUCCAUUUAUUUAAACCUAUUAAAACUGUACAUUCAUUUUUAACCUCAAGUGAACAAGAUAACGGUAAAGCUAUGGGCUUAUUUGAUGACAAACUAACUUUAUAUGCAACAUCACAUAUCUCUCCAGUGGGUAAAUCUAGAGCACAAAUACAAAAACUUAUUAGACAAAAGGAAAAUGCUAUUGAAACUAUUGCCUCUAAAUAUAGUAGUAAAUAUUACUCUAAAGAGGAUAUUCGUCAAGUGUUGUAUUCGAUUGGCGAUUACAAUGCCUAUAUUAAUAUGAACAGAAAGCCAGUCAUGAGAAUGUUAGAGAGAUUAGAAAUUUUUAAGCAACCAGAAAUAGCUCAAAAAUAUUCCAUCGGUAUUCAAUAUGGUAGAGAUGGUGCUCGUCUAACACAUGACCAUGAAAGGCAAUGGAAUUAUGUACAACAAUCAUUAACAUUAUGGUCUAUUAUCCAAAGAGAAAUGGUUAGAUUAUGGUACAUGGCAGAUUCUGAUUUAUUUGAUGGUAGUCACUAUAGACUAGCAUCCACAGGACAUGGUUUGAAUAGAUUGAAGUCAUGUCCAGUUAUUUAUAAGGAAAUGCAUAAAAUAAUUUCUGAAUGUCGGUCAAAAACUAAAGCCUGGAUUGGAUCAUCUGUAGUCCAUUUAGGUGACGAUGCUGUUCCUAAUGCAUUAUUUUUCUUAGAUAAGUACACUCAGGUUCCAAGCAUUUUGAUUCCAUUUGAUCAAACUUUGCUAAAAAUCAAUGAUUUAGUAAAGAACGACCACCAUUUAUUAGAAUAUAUUAACAAAGAAUAUGGCUCUCUAGAGGAUUUGAAAUUAACAAUUUUACAAGAUGCAUUUACGCACAUGUUCGAUGGAUCUGGUGCUGACAAUUUCUAUAUGAGUGGGUCUUGUAUCGAUGGUAGAUUAACAUCUGCUUGGAAUCAUUGUAACGAAAUUUCCAAGAAGAAAUAUUAUAAUAUUUUCUUGCUAACCUCAUUCAACGGAUUUAAUGGUUCUGAAGGUUUUUAA